Molecule: messenger RNA, 1194 nt
Organism: Anisakis simplex (herring worm)
Lineage: Eukaryota; Metazoa; Nematoda; Chromadorea; Rhabditida; Anisakidae
Source: the annotation of a GenBank genome assembly
AUGGAUGAACCGGAAAAAUUCGAUCUGAAGUCAUUGAAAGUAUCCUUCACUAAAGUAUCACCGUCAUUGGGUACGUUGUCAUUUUCUUUGGAUGCAAUAAGUAACGCCCAGUUGGCAGUGUCUCUUUUGAAUAUCGUUUAUCCGGAAGCGUUUCGCGAUGACUCCGUCGAGUAUUUUGAUCUCAACUAUGAUUUGUGCGAUAAUAAACGACUCUUGAUGGAGGCUGCUUUCGUACAAAACUUCAUCUCAGUAAAGGAAGGCGUGGUGCCGUCUGUCGAAAUGGAUGAUAGCAUUCUCCAUAUGUUCGCUUUGGUACCGUUCAAAGACGAUAAGAUGAUACUAUUACAGGACGGUUUAUGCUAUGAUGUGACGUAUUAUUUCAGAAGACACGUUUGGUCCUAUGAAGAUGGAUCAUCCAUUCGACUCGCUAAAUUCGCACAUUUACUCGAGAAUGUUGCCUUCAAAAUGACAGAUGGAUGCCUAUUUGCUGUCGUUGCUGAUCAAAAACUUCGACUCGCCAGACAACUCAGCGAACUUCAGGAUCAGUACACAAAGGAAUAUGGCAAAUACGAAAACGACAAAUCUAUGUCAGUUGAUGAUUGGGCAAAUAUGAGCUCUUUGAUGGCGGAUAUUAACGAAGCAGAAGCGUUCGAGUUGAGUGUCGAAGGGGAUAAUUCACCAAAGAAGGCAUCAUCGCUAUCAGCAAAUAUAAGCUCAGUCUCGAUUGAUGAACGUCAUGAAUUGUUCAAGAAAAUCGAACAAGUCGAACGAAACCUGUGGCUUGAACAAGAAAGAUUCGAGUAUGCGUUGAUUCCGGGAAGUGAUGUGAAAGAGGCACGAAAGAAAUUCUAUGAAUCUGUCGAUUCUGAGUCCAUUGCAACGACGUUCACUCUGGUUCAAGCGUCCACAUUAGAUUAUAAUAACGUGCCGGAAGGCAAGAAAACGCCGAAGAAAAAACUUCCAAAGAGUGCUUCGCGAAUGCCACGGAGUACAAAGAAACAGUUCGCGAAAACGCCACUGCAAGAACGAACAAAUGAAAACAUCGAACGGUUCCUUGUUAAAAGCAACGCUUCAUCAUCGACGAAGCAAGCAUCAGAACGCAAGACAGCAAAACGACGUAGUGAUCCAUGUCGUGCAUCAUCACUCACAGUGUCAAAUGAAUUAAGUGCAACACCAAAACGCCGGCGAUCAUAA